UCAGCAGCUCCUUCUCUUCGUCUGCUUCACUUUUCUACAAAGUCAGCGGUGAGAGGGAUGAUGAUGAUGCAUCUUCAUCUCUUCUUCUAUGGUGUAUUUUGUGCUGCAUUGCCUCCAGCAGUGUUUUCCAGAGCUCCAACAGGCAACAGCAGCUGGAAGCAUCGACCUUCUGUUCACCACGUGGAGGACCAGAAACAUUUUUACGGAUCACGCAGAUCGACUCAUCAGACAGACGGACGGUUUACCAGCAGCUACAGCCGGCAGCCGACUGAACUCACCGCUAGAGGCUACCUCCAGCCACCAACACGGGACAGUGCUGACCUGAUCAUCAAACGGCAUUCGGAUGCUGUUUUCACCGACAACUACAGUCGCUUCCGUAAACAAAUGGCAGCCAGGAAGUUCCUGAAGUCUGUGCUGCAGGGGAACAGGAAGUUCAGCAGAUGAGAAGCUAGAAACCACCAGACUGUUGUAAUAAACCAAAUAAAACUCAGAUUAAA
Molecule: messenger RNA, 497 nt
Organism: Acanthochromis polyacanthus (spiny chromis)
Lineage: Eukaryota; Metazoa; Chordata; Actinopteri; Pomacentridae
Product: VIP peptides-like
Exons: 5
Coding region: 58-444 (128 amino acids)
Biological process (GO): adenylate cyclase-activating G protein-coupled receptor signaling pathway
Cellular component (GO): extracellular region
Molecular function (GO): neuropeptide hormone activity; peptide hormone receptor binding
Source: RefSeq, a predicted model, not a curated record